AUGUUCGAUCUUUGCCUCCGCCCGGAGGCUCAAAUCCAAUUCGACAACCCAAUCAUUGCAGAAAUUGAGAUCUGCUCAUGCAACCGUUGCGUUCAACGCUUCGACAAAACAGAAGAGAAAAACGUUUCAGAUGUCGAAAAGCUGAUGCGGCACUUUUUGAGCAGCACUGAAAAAUUCAAAGAGCCACCAGAAGCACCACAACCGCGGCCAGUUUUAGAUUAG
Messenger RNA from Haemonchus placei, 222 nucleotides. Lineage: Eukaryota; Metazoa; Nematoda; Chromadorea; Rhabditida; Trichostrongylidae. The record is from the annotation of a GenBank genome assembly.